This is a messenger RNA of Hypoxylon fragiforme, 654 nucleotides long. RefSeq names its product ras-domain-containing protein. Gene Ontology annotation, cellular component: plasma membrane. Bases 1 to 654 code for a protein of 217 amino acids. Gene Ontology annotation, biological process: signal transduction. The record is from RefSeq and is a predicted model, not a curated record. The transcript has 4 exons. NCBI's taxonomy places the organism in Eukaryota, Fungi, Ascomycota, Sordariomycetes, Xylariales, Hypoxylaceae. Gene Ontology annotation, molecular function: GTP binding; GTPase activity; GDP binding.
AUGGCAUCAAAGUUUUUACGGGAGUAUAAGCUGGUCGUAGUUGGCGGCGGUGGUGUAGGCAAAUCUUGCUUGACCAUUCAAUUGAUACAGAGCCACUUCGUCGACGAAUAUGAUCCUACCAUUGAAGACUCAUACCGUAAGCAAUGCGUCAUUGACGAUGAAGUUGCCCUACUCGACGUUCUAGACACGGCCGGCCAGGAAGAGUAUUCGGCUAUGCGAGAACAGUACAUGCGCACUGGAGAAGGAUUUCUCCUAGUUUACUCCAUUACGUCCGAUCAAAGUUUUGAAGAGAUCCGCACUUUUCAACAACAGAUUCUGCGAGUAAAAGACAAGGAUCCCACAGACUACUUCCCGAUGGUCGUUGUGGGCAACAAAUGCGAUUUGGAGAACGAACGAGAAGUUCCCCGACAAGAUGGCGAGGCGCUUGCGAAGCAAUUCGGAUGCCCCUUCGUCGAGACAUCCGCUAAAUCCCGAACAAAUGUCGACAAGGCUUUCUUCGACCUCGUCCGGGAAAUUCGCCAUUACAACCGCAACAUGCAAGGUCUAUCGACAAACAGUGGUGGCAACGGUGGCGCGAAUGGCAAUAUUAGCAAGAUGGAAAUGAACGAAGGCGAGUCCGAGGCUGGCUGCUGCGCCAAGUGCAUAGUCCUAUGA